Messenger RNA from Seminavis robusta, 360 nucleotides. NCBI's taxonomy places the organism in Eukaryota, Bacillariophyta, Bacillariophyceae, Naviculales, Naviculaceae. The record is from the annotation of a GenBank genome assembly.
AUGACGAAAACCAAAGCAGAAACUAUCACGGUCGGCGAUUGGGUCAAGUGCACUGGAGGCACUGCAGCUGUUGGAGAGAUUGGGAAGGUCGUCAAGGUCACUCCCAAGAGAGUUCUCCUCCUGCUGGAAUCCAAGGAAACCAGACGCAAAGAGAAAAAAUACGUGAAGAAAGUUCCAGCGCCACCCCAAGAUGUAGACAAGGAGAACCAACCGGUAAAGCCUCCAGCUGUGCCCGACGCCAACGACAUGCCUUCGUCUCUCGACAAGGCCAACGCCUAUGAAAAGCCUCCGUCGCUCGGCAACGACAAUGACACAGUCAUCAUCUCCAUUCCCGACGUCCAAGACGCUGAAACGAACAUA